AUUCCCAUUAAAAAGACUACACAUUUCCAAUUCACUUCCCUUCUGUCAACACACCCAAUUUCUUUCUUUUGACAAUUUCAAUAUUCUGGCUGUUUAGAUCACAUUUCCAAUCUUUUCUCUCACUUUUUUCCCAAUUUUUCGCUUUGAUUUUUUGUUUCCUUGCCGGACCUACAGAUUUUCAGGCAACAAAUCAAAGGAAAUUUCAGUUCUGAUCUCCCCCUUCCCCGCCGCCGACUCUCAGUUUUUUUGUGACUAAUGUCUACCAGCUCGUUCAAGCAAGAGCAUGAUUUUGAAAAGAGACACGCUGAGGCAGCCCGGAUUAGAGAAAAAUACCCAGACAGAAUUCCAGUAAUUGUGGAGAAGGCAGAAAGAAGUGAUAUUCCCAACAUUGACAAGAAAAAGUAUCUAGUGCCUGCUGACCUGACUGUUGGUCAAUUUGUUUAUGUUAUCCGGAAGAGAAUAAAAUUGAGUGCAGAAAAGGCAAUUUUCAUAUUCGUGGACAAUGUGCUACCACCAACAGGAUCACUGAUGUCUGCAAUCUAUGAUGAGAGGAAGGAUGAGGAUGGGUUUCUGUAUGUUACAUACAGUGGAGAAAAUACAUUUGGGUGACACCUACAAUAGUAUGCAGUUUGCUGCUCCCUCCCUUGUUUAUUAUUAUCUUCAAUCUUCAUCAUUCUCAGCAACCCAUUGAUCAUCUCUGUCACUGUUUCUGCCAAGUAUAUGCCAAAUCGUGUUUGUAAAUAAAUUGUACAGUCGAAGACAGACUUAUAUAUAUAUGUAUAUCUCUGAAAAACUUUGAUGCCUAGUCAUUGUAAUCCCCUUGGAUUUUAUCUAAUGAAGUGGUAAGUUGUAAGUUGUAACCUUUAAAGCCUCGAUGGCCUUGUCAAGAAUAUCGGCGAUGAAAUUGAAGUUCAAAGUCGACAUCUUGAGCGAUCAAAACCAGAUUGAAACUAUGAAUUGAUCAUCUCAACUUACUGAA
Benincasa hispida (wax gourd) is the source of this 979-nucleotide messenger RNA. Its product is annotated as autophagy-related protein 8f-like. The record is from RefSeq and is a predicted model, not a curated record. NCBI's taxonomy places the organism in Eukaryota, Viridiplantae, Streptophyta, Magnoliopsida, Cucurbitales, Cucurbitaceae.